Messenger RNA from Plectropomus leopardus (leopard coralgrouper), 346 nucleotides. NCBI's taxonomy places the organism in Eukaryota, Metazoa, Chordata, Actinopteri, Perciformes, Serranidae. The record is from RefSeq and is a predicted model, not a curated record.
UCGUAACGUGAGCUCGUGUGUGACGCUGGUGUGUUUUCACACAGUGACAGAGAUGCUGGUGAACGUGUUGAACAUCUGCUCUGACGACGAGCUGAUGUCAGAAGGGGACGACACGUGUGAGGGUGGAGCUCCGGCCGUCAGAAAGGAGGUGAUCAGAAAUAAGAUCCGGGCGAUCGGAAAGAUGGCUCGUGUCUUCUCGGUGCUCAGAGAGGAGAAUGAGAGCGUGUUACAGCUGAAGGGCCUGACCCCGACAGGAACGCUGCCGGUGGGAGUUUUGUCCGGAGGUCGGCGAACUCUGCAAAGCGGUGAGUGUAAACGCAGCCGAGCAUCCCCCCAAAAACACUAA